Messenger RNA from Phytophthora nicotianae INRA-310, 1710 nucleotides. RefSeq lists its product as hypothetical. Gene Ontology annotation, molecular function: D-type glycerophospholipase activity. The coding region runs from base 1 to 1710 and encodes 569 amino acids. Lineage: Eukaryota; Oomycota; Peronosporomycetes; Peronosporales; Peronosporaceae. Gene Ontology annotation, cellular component: plasma membrane. Gene Ontology annotation, biological process: phospholipid catabolic process. The transcript has a single exon. The record is from RefSeq and is a predicted model, not a curated record.
AUGCGAGUCUGCAGCUCGGCGUUCUUGGUGUUAGUGAUCUCCACGGCGGCCACUUCACUGGCUUCUUCAUUCUCCUUCUCGACUUUAUUUGCGGGUGGUGCUGACUCUGGAGCAAAGUCCGCAUCCCAAAACGACUCCGUGGUUAACAGUGACAGCCCCAACGUGCCAGCUCGACAACCUCUCUUGGAUGCUACAGACUGGUUCCUCACAGAAGAGGAAAUCACGAACUCUCGAGGUGGAGUGCCACGGGAUGGCUUGGCCGUAUACACGACUGGCAACAAGGUGACAUCCCUGACAGUACCGAACGAAUUUUACGAUGCCACUUACGACGAUUUCACUUCGACAAAUGCGGGGGACCGUAUUCUGCUCUCAGCAUGGGAAGUGGGUCUUGUUCCGCUCAAACCCGACAUUGACCCUACCGGCGCAACAACGGGUUUCCAUGAGAUGAUAGCUAGAGUCGUGGAGCGAGGUGGAAGUUUUCACAUCCUGGGUUGGUCGAAUCUUUUGCAUCGGAAGGUCAACAUUGAAGCCCGCGAUGAUAUCAACAAGAUUCCUCCGUCUGGAGUUAACGGAGCUCAAGCACUAUACAUUUUCGACGACCGGGUCCGCACGAUGACUUCGUCGCAUCACCAGAAAUCGCUGGUUUUCGCUGUCAACAGCUCGUCAAGUAAGACGGACCAGCCCAUUGCGUACGUGGGUGGACUCGACUUCACUAUCGAUCGAUGGGAUACUAUUUACCACAACAACUCAGCUAUACGAGAUGCUGCCGGAAUUACGUUUGAACGCAAAGGUUGGAUAGAUGCUCACGUGCGAAUUCACGGACCUGCUGCUAAGGAUGUGGCAAACAAUUUCUUGGCUCGAUGGAACUCAGACUACCUGCCGUGCCAAGGUCUAGACGAUGAGUUGCUUGACUACGUGAACCCGACGUACGAGAAACUCCCUCCGCUGGAUUACGCGAGCAGUAAUACUACAGCAAAAUUGGGCAAGCAAAGCAUACAGAUUGUUCGAACCUUUAGCUGCAAAUACAAACAUUACAAGGAGUUUGCUCCACACGGAGAGAACUCGCUGUUCCAGGCGCGCCUCAAAGCUAUCAGGAACGCGAAAAACUACAUUUACGUCGAAGACCAGUAUUUCAUUCUCAUGCCAGAAUUACUGGAUGCACUGAUGGAAGUGAUGCCGAGGAUUCAGCGUCUCAUCGUCAUUGUGAAUGUUCUAGAGUUCAAGUAUCGGGCUACAGGGUACGAAAAAUAUCUGUACGACAUGGUGUCUCCCCUUCUGAAAGCCUUCCCGAACAAAUUCAAUCUCUACACGAUCAAGGAGAAGCUGAACGUUUACAUUCAUAGCAAAAUGGUGAUCAUCGACGACGUGUAUUUGUCUGUUGGCUCGUCGAAUUGGAAUCGACGAGGUAUGACGUCGGACUCGGAGAUGAACGCUAAUAUUGUGGACACCGAUACGAAAAAGUCCCCGGAUGGGGUCAUUGUGAGCAAAUUUGCUCGAGACUUUCGCAUUCGGAAGUUUCAGGAAAUGACGGGUCUGAGCUACGACGAGUUGGACGCAAUGACGCUGAUGGAAGCUUUCAGCAGCUUUGAAGAGGCUGCCUCCGAUGCAUCGACGAUACUUCAGCAUUUGAGUGUCCCGUAUCACGCCUAUUAUCUUGCGUUUACCAACUUCAUCCGACAAAAUGUAGAUCCUCAAGAUACAUGCACGUGA